Capsella rubella is the source of this 831-nucleotide messenger RNA. RefSeq lists its product as uncharacterized. The transcript has 2 exons. Lineage: Eukaryota; Viridiplantae; Streptophyta; Magnoliopsida; Brassicales; Brassicaceae. Bases 92 to 694 code for a protein of 200 amino acids. The record is from RefSeq and is a predicted model, not a curated record.
UCUAUCUGAUCAUUCGUCCUCUCUACCACCUCCUACUAAUUAAGCAGAUUGUGAGAUUUUUUUUUCUUAAGCGUUAAGUAGAAAGGUAAUAAUGUUUUCUCUACAUGAUGGAACCCUCUGUCCUAGAAAGAGGGAUCUGAUGAAAGUCUAUGGGGAAUCGUUUCAUGGUUCCUUCAAACGGAGCAAACAAGGAGAUGAUCAUACACAAGACAAGCUUGAGAAGAACAGUUCUACUACUCUGUUUUUCCAAAGAUCAAAGUCAGAGAGCGCCAUGUUGAUAAAGCCUGAUCUUCAGCUUCACCUAGAGGCUAAGACACAAUCAGAGACAUUUGAAGAUCACAGGACAGAGCUGGAUCUUGAUCUGAACCUAUCUUCAUCAUCAAGCUCUACUGUGAAAACGAUCACGAAGAAAGAUGAAGGUGCGAAAGGCGGAGAUUUGAUCAUGACCCCAGGUAAGAAGGGGGUAUCAUGUGAUCUAGGGCUAAGCCGAUCCCCGUCUUGGUUAGCCUUUGAAGGUGAUGAUGAUAAUCAGAAGAAGCAAGAGAUGGUGACAACAGUGUGUAUGAAGUGUCACAUGCUGGUUAUGCUAUGUAAAUCAACCCCUGUGUGUCCCAACUGCAAGUUCAUGCACACUGAUGAUCAUAGUUCCACAAAACAGUUCAAGACUUUGAAUUUGUUUAAGCUCUUAUGCUAGACUUGCUUUUCAUCGUAUGUUAACGGGCCCCCAAAUAUGUGGAACUAGAUAUGUAUGAGUUAAUGUAUAUACAAGUACUGAUAGUUAUAUUCUAUGCUUUCUAUGAAUUGAGUAUGUGAUUGUACUGCUUUCCACUU